Messenger RNA from Euleptes europaea (tarantolino), 2151 nucleotides. It is a transcript of the gene SEC31B, whose product is annotated as SEC31 homolog B, COPII coat complex component. The record is from RefSeq and is a predicted model, not a curated record. The transcript is spliced from 16 exons. Gene Ontology annotation, cellular component: endoplasmic reticulum exit site; COPII vesicle coat. Gene Ontology annotation, molecular function: protein binding; structural molecule activity. NCBI's taxonomy places the organism in Eukaryota, Metazoa, Chordata, Lepidosauria, Squamata, Sphaerodactylidae. Gene Ontology annotation, biological process: COPII-coated vesicle cargo loading; intracellular protein transport; endoplasmic reticulum organization. The coding region runs from base 1 to 2151 and encodes 716 amino acids.
AUGAAGCUGAAGGAGGCCGAGCGGAUGGCUGUCCAGGCCUGGAGCCCUGCGGGCCACCACCCCAUCUGCUUGGCGGCAGGAACGUCUGCCCAGCAGCUGGACUCCUCCUUCAGCAAUAGCGCUGCUCUGGACAUCUUCGAAGUGGACUUCAGAGACCCCUCUUUGGAGAUGAAAUACAGGGGAAGCCUUUCUGCCUCUCAUCGAUUUCACAAACUCAUCUGGGGCAGCUUUGCCAAAGGAGGAUCUGAUCCCUCUGGAGUGAUUGUCGGUGGUGGGGAUAACGGCGCCAUCACCCUGUAUGGCGCUUCCCAGAGUCUGGCUUCAGCAAAUGAGCCAGCGAUUGGCCACGCAGAGAAGCACACCGGCCCUGUCCGAGCACUCGACUUCAACCCUUUCCAGGACAACCUACUGGCUUCUGGAGCCAACGACUCUGAGAUUUACAUCUGGGAUCUGAAUAACUUCAAUACGCCGAUGACUCCGGGGGCUAAAUCGCAGCUUCCCGAGGUCGUCGGCGUGGUGGCCUGGAACCAGCAGGUGCCGCACAUCCUCUCCUCGGCCCACCCCAGCGGGAGGACCGUCUUGUGGGACCUCCAGAAGAACGAGCCCAUCAUCAAAGUCAGCGACCGCGGCAGCAGGAUGCACUGCUCAGGAAUGGCUUGGCAUCCCGAGAUUGCCACCCAACUGGUACUCUCCUCAGAAGAUGACCGCUGGCCAGUGAUCCAGAUAUGGGACCUGCAGCUUGCUACCUCUCCCCUGAGCCAGCUGGAGGGCCACACAAGAGGCAUCUCGUCUCUCUCCUGGUGCCGCGCAGACCCGGCCCUGCUGCUGACCAGCGCCAAAGACAGCCGGAUCCUGUGCUGGAACCUCUGCACCAGCGAAGUGGUCUACGAACUGCAGACGCCCCCCCAAUGGUGCUUUGAUGUCCAGUGGUGCCCUCGGAAUCCGUCUGUUUUCUCCACCGCCUCUGUUGACGGGCAGCUCAGCCUUUAUUCGGUGAUGGGCAGCAGCCUGGAGGCGCAGCAGAAAAGCCAGGCUGACAAGAUCUCCUCCGCUUUCAGCCACCCGGACCCUUGUGGCACCGGGGAGACCCUCCUGCCUCUGCAGGUGCUGGAACGUGUGGCUCAGGCAGCCGUGAUCCCGCCACUGAAAAAGCCUCCCCAGUGGAUCCGCAGGCCGGAGGGGAAAGGGCUGGCUGGAGAGGGUGAUAUGCUGGGUGCCCGUAUGGAGACAGAAGGAGGAGGGCCCCCCUCCCAUGAAGCCUGCCUCUGUUACAUCUCCUCAGGGAAUGUCGAGAGAUUGGUGGAAUGCUGGGUGAAAAUCCAUGGCGUCUCAUCUCCACUAGCGCUCCAGGAUCUGAUGGAGAAAGUGAUGGUGCUCACCAGGUCCCUGGAGAUGUACAGCAGGGAUCCUGGGCUACCCCCAGGUCCGGUCGUGGUGGAGCAGACAGUUCGGUAUGCCAGCCUCUUGGCUUCCCAGGGCUGCUUGGCAGCAGCAGUGAGCCUCCUGCCAAACACCCCUGGCCCGCCCCUGGUGAAGCAGCUCCGAGACCGUCUGUGCCACGCACUGGGCAAGGGUGUGGCCGAGCAGCAGCCCUGUUUCCCAUGGUGGUGCCCACACAGGAGCACUUCAGCAACUGUUUCUGAGCGGUUCACCCCUCCCACCCCAAUCACAACCCCUGUAAUGAACGUCCCUGUAGAGUCUCCUGGCGGUCCUCCUGUACGAUCUCCAUCCCGGGAGUUUGUUUGUGGGCCUCCAGGAAUGCAGACCGAAGGCGGCGUACAGCUUCAUCACUUGCCUGUGGUGCAAAUUCAGAAGAAGGAGAUACCUCCUGAACAUCCGGUGCUGAAGACCACCUUUGAAAACCUGGUGCGGCACUGCUCAUCCGUUGCUACUGAUGUUAAAACCAAAAGGAAGCUGGAGGAUGCGACCCAGCGACUGGAGUGUUUGUAUGAAAAGCUGCAGGAGCAGGCUCUCUCCCGUCCCGUCCUGCUGGGCCUGCACGAGAUGGCGCGCUGCGCUGGGGCGGGCGGUUACCAGCAGGCCCUGGCACUGCACGUGCAGGUGGUGAGCAGCAGCAGCUUCAGCAACGUCUCCAGCUUCAUGCCUGCCCUGAAGGCCCUCCUCGCCGUUGCCCAAAAGCUCAGUGUUUAG